This is a messenger RNA of Annulohypoxylon truncatum, 3465 nucleotides long. RefSeq lists its product as uncharacterized. The record is from RefSeq and is a predicted model, not a curated record. NCBI's taxonomy places the organism in Eukaryota, Fungi, Ascomycota, Sordariomycetes, Xylariales, Hypoxylaceae. The transcript is spliced from 2 exons. The coding region runs from base 199 to 3210 and encodes 1003 amino acids.
GCGGUCGCACCAAACAAGCAACGACAAAAUCUCAAGUCCCAAAUUCCCUUUUUUUCAAUCGCGACCGACUAACCGUGCAGCGCGACGGAGCCACCAUUUUGCUUAGCAUUCCAUUACCGUCCACUGUCAAACUGUCAACCACAACCAGGACAGCAACGACAAUAAAAAAUAAAAAGUUGCCUGGACUAACGGGAAAAAAUGGCCUCGCCAGCCAUAGCAUUUCCAAAUGGCGUUUCUACGCCCGUGCAACACGCCAACAGCAACGCCAAUUCCAAUGCCACCUCUAAUUCUCCUAACGCUAACACCAUGAUCGACGCCGACAUCGAUACCGCGCAAAACAUGUCCGGUACCUCCAUCAAGCGCAAACGCGAAUCAACCGACGCCAGCGAGAAACCCCCGAAUGGCCUCAACCUCAGCCGCAUAAGUCCUCUUCCAACCGACACCGUUCCUUCUCCCUCCAGCGCGACUAAGGUCGAUCAACCCACGAUACGUAACUAUUAUGAGGUCCUUCAAAGCAUCGACCCCAUGCCUUCUGUUCUCAAACGCCCCCUUCCCGACCCCGAAGAUUCAUCCAAUGAGCCUCAAGCGAAACGGAAGAAGCCUGACGAUGGGAACCCGUCACCUUCCAUCGCCGACAAAGUGGCCCGGGAGCAGUAUGGCGACGUUGAUAGUAUCAUCGUCGACAUCAAGGCGUCCAUCACCGACAACCUGCAAGAAUUGCGACAGGUUGAGCCCGGAAAGGAUAGUAAGGCGAACGAUGAAGCUAUUGCUAAGAUCAUCGAUUUUAAGCGACAGGCUUAUGGGCUAUUCAAGAGAGAAAUAGCAUAUCCAGACAAUACUCGUGCUUCCGGCGUUUUGGAGGAACUCAACUCGAUUAGUGAUCUACAAUCCAACGCUAGUGGAAACAUGAUAUUGGUGGUGAAUGGCGAGCAAAUGAGAGGAAAGCCGUUGUACUCGAGCCUGCAGCAUUCUAUCCCUACUCGCGACGGCACGGAGACUGAUAUACCUCUUCGGCCUCUGAGAGAAAGCGGAUUGCCUAACGGUAUCAAGACGGGCAGGGCGAUACCGUAUUCCUUCUCUUCACCUAUCGAAAAGGAUAAGAAGGCCAAGACUCUCGGAGAGCUCUUCCCGGCUCCGCGCAACUUACCGUCGCUACAGCCGCCUAAGGCACCGAAGAGCACUAUUAAGGGCGUGCAAGUCGGAUGGCACCAUCCUGAGUUGACCGAGAAGUCUAAGUACCGAGCUGGGUCAUACUUCAGCCAGAAUAUUACCACCGGGCGCUGGCUGGACUACAGCAACGCGGCACCCCCGUCACAAAUCAUGACUAAACAGCGCGAGCGGGCUCUAAGCCUUGCCGGAAAUAAACCGUCUUCAUCCGACCUUGAGAUGUCCGAGAUGGAAUCGCUUUUCCGCGGCGCAUUCAGUAGUUUUGCUCCCUCCAAGGACGACUCUGCCGCCAUGAUAUCGUCGGGCAUGAUUAGCCAAACCAUGUGGUGGCAGAAGGUGGGACAACGUAGCUUCGAUCGCCUAGUCGAGACCGAGUUAUUAGGAGAUGCUGCCGAGGAAACAGACAAGACUGAUACUGUCCCCGUUGAAGAGGUAGAUGAGACGCUGAUCAAGGAAGUACUAGACAAUUGGGAUGAGACUAUGGUAGAUCCCAGUCUAGAGCAAGUCUGUUGUCCGAAGAAACCCCAAGAGGAGAUGGACGUGGAUGACAUCCUUCAGGAGGUAUCCGACAUGAUCCAGACGCUAGUGUCUUAUCAGAAGAAUCGCAACUUGACCCUGCCGUCCGCGUCUAGCCAGAGCCGAUACGCGGCGGAUCCGGCCCAUAGCGAUAUGCUUACGAACGGAACGCCGGUGCAGCCCGGAGAGGAAGAGCUAGCCACAUACCAGGCUCUCAAAGCGCAGUUGGCUCUUGUUAUUCAAUCGCUGCCACCCUACGCAGUCGCGCGUCUCAACUCCGACAAGUUGGACGAGCUAAACAUAUCAACCAAGAUUGAAGUGCGAACUGAUGAGUACCAAGGGUUGAUGGAAGAAGAUGAGGCAGCUGCUCGCGCUAGAGCCGCGCAAGCUGCCACGGCGACCCCUCGGCCGGUCACGCAUCGGGCGUCAAGUUCAUCGAGUAACAUGCAGUAUGGUCAACAGUACCAUGCCAAUCGUGCGCCAAUGCCUAAUGCGCAGUAUUAUGGUGCGCAGACUCCGGUACGGGCUACUCAACCUACGAUGCGAGGUCCCCCACAGACGAUGCCCCCAGCGGCUUAUCCUCCGCGACCACCGUCCAACACGGGUUAUCGACCUCCGAACCAGUAUCCCGGUACAGGUUAUUCCACACAAUUCAACAAACCGCCUGCUCCAUAUUCGCAGCCCGGUUCAUACGCAAACACCCCCACACAAGUCCGGCCUCCGUACCAACCAAUGCCGGGCUACCCUAACAUGGGUAAUCAAACGCCCCAAGCACGUUUCCCGCCCUACACACCAGCCACCCAACCGGCGCCUAAUUACCAUCAUUCUCAACCCUUCCAGGUGCAACAACCUCAUCAACUCCAGGGCACCCCGUCGCACCAGCAAUACAGCCAAUACACAAACGGCACUGCACCCAUUCCGCAGAGGACGGCAUCUCCGCACGUCUCCCACCAAACGCCGCAAACUCACCAUCAACCCCUCUCCCACCAUCCAGGAUACAAUCCGACUGGCACCCCUGUGAGACAAGCAUCCUAUGGCGGUCAACCAAACAUUAACAAUGACCCGUCACGGCGCUUCUACCCGAAUGCCGGUUCGCCUGCCAUGCCAAACAACCAAAUUAACCAGCACAAUCAGCAGAGUCAGAACUCGCAAACCCCCGGCACCUCCUCGUUCCAUACAUCUCUCCAGCCGCAUCAAGUCCAGCAGGCGAUGGAUCAAGCUAAAGCUCGGUUCGACGCAACUAAGAGCGCGCAGAGGACGAAUGAGGGUAUCAGGAACUCGAUGUCUGGUCAAGGGCAAGGACAAGUCGGUGCGCCGGUUGGUCUCGGUGGCAUCGGCCUAGGGGGGGAUCCGGCGAGGCUCGCAGCUGCCCGAGCCGGCAUGCCUAAUUAUCCCGCAACCAGCCAGAGCCCAAAGCCGCAGCUUAACUCGCCUAGGGUUAUGGGCGCGCCAUCUGCGAUCAACGGAACCCCCACGUCAGUGCCGACAUCUAAUGGUGGUUCAUCAGCUCCUAGCAGGGAAGCCUAGAGGCCUUCCAUGUUACUUGAAUCCAGCCAUUCCGAUGAAGAACAUCCGCGCAAGAGGGUCAAAACAACUCAGGUGUCAAACGAGUCCAAGUCAUUCACUGUUGACGAGGUACCCAGUGUAAUGAUAGACCCAGCCUUGCUAAUGUGGGAUGCGGAACAGGAUGCUCGCCGAAUGUAUGCCGAAGCAAUGCAGAAUGCAAAUCAGAAAUUCUGACGGUAAGGCUUCUGGCGGCCAGGGAAAGUUACUAUGAAGCCA